AGAAAAUAGGGUGUGCGAGGGAGAGCUGCUGGUAUUUUAAACUGGAUGAGAGAGCAGAGGGCGUGCACCGACUCAGCUAUAUGUCUUUUUGACACACUAAUAUAGAAACAUGGCCAUGAGCAGGAUUGGUAUACAGCUGCAGUUUCUGCUGUACUCUGUGACAGCGUACCUUUCACCGAUCAGUCUCGAGAAUAUUCUCCCGAUUACUGCAGCCCCCGGCCCAUAUAAUGUCUUGAGAAGAUUUGAUCCAUGUUGUCUGCUGGCCCCGCCUCCCCCUCCUUUGUUCUUGCCCCCUCCUAGUGUCUGGAAAAGGGUACCUGUCCUCGCUGGGCCUGUGGAGAGGGUAAGAGGGAGAGAGGAGGAUGAGGAUGAGGAACAGGUGACAGAUCACUGUGCGGCAGGACCGGCGGGACCUCCUGGUCCUGUUGGACCACAGGGUCAUGGUGGCAUCCCAGGGCUACAGGGACCCAUAGGAGAUAAGGGUGACAUAGGACGGCCAGGGUCAAAGGGUCGUACUGGGCGUCUAGGUCUGCCUGGAAAACCAGGUGCUCCGGGUCUGCCUGGCCCAGAAGGAUCUAAGGGAGAGAAAGGAGAACCAGGACUAAUGGGAAUGCCAGGGAUAAGGGGACCAGCCGGAUCUAAAGGUUUGCCAGGAUACAAAGGUGAGAAGGGGGCACGGGGUGAUCGUAGACCUGCAGGUCCAAAAGGAGACAAGGGAGCAAAUGGACUACCUGGGAUUCUGGGACAGAAGGGUGAAAUGGGACCCAAGGGUGAGCUAGGUGUAUCAGGGAAACGUGGCCCUACAGGCCGACCAGGCAAAAGAGGCAAACAGGGGCCUGAAGGAAAGAAAGGUUCUCUGGGGCUCAUAGGACCUAUUGGACCACCUGGGCCCACAGGCCACCCCGGACCUCCGGGGGUACCUGCAUCAGGACUGUUUGUUGUUGGAGAAAAGGGUGAGAAGGGAUUGCAAGGCCCUCCUGGACAAUGUGACUGUAGUUUCACUUCUUUAAACAGCCCACCCAGUGCUCCAUUACAACACCGUAGCAAAUUUGACCGAGUUCCAGCGAUUUUUGUUGUAAGCAGCGAGGAAGACCUUAAAAGUCUCCACGCAGACAAUGCACUCGCCUUCAGGAAAGAUCAGAAGUCUCUUUAUUUUAAAGAUGAAAAUGGAUGGGAGCCCAUUCAGCUGAUGCCACUCCAGGCGACAGAGAGGAUUAUGGGAGAGAAUGGAGUCUGCGGGGAUGGGGAGGUGCAGGAACUCAACGGGGAGGAAUGCGACGAUGGAAACAAGGUUGUUACGGACGACUGCGUGGGCUGUAAAAAGGCGUACUGUGGUGAUGGAUAUCGUAAUGAGGGAGUUGAAGAGUGUGACGGGAAGGAUUUUGGCUACCAGACCUGCAAAUUAUAUCUGCCAAGCACCUUUGGGCAGCUCAGAUGCACGGACUUAUGUUACAUCGACUCCACUGGCUGUAAAUACAGGACCUAAGGCCCACAAAAGUAUAUACAUUCACACAGACAUAUACACACAUAUAUGAGGGAGAGCCUGCUGAGAUCAAAAAGUAUGUAGCAGAUGAUCCAAGAGGAUUUGACUGUUUCUUUCUGGCUCAUGACUCAUGCACACACAAACACACUCACUAUGAGGUACAA
Molecule: messenger RNA, 1647 nt
Organism: Xyrauchen texanus (razorback sucker)
Lineage: Eukaryota; Metazoa; Chordata; Actinopteri; Cypriniformes; Catostomidae
Product: acetylcholinesterase collagenic tail peptide
Exons: 17
Coding region: 110-1486 (458 amino acids)
Molecular function (GO): heparin binding
Source: RefSeq, a predicted model, not a curated record